AUGACGAAGUCUGCCGCCUGCGCGAGACAUGGUCUAUCCGCCGACACGACUCUAUCGACAGAGUUCUCCAAUCCUACCUCUCCCGUGUCGCCGGCGCCGUCGUCUCUCUUGAGCCAUCAACCCAAGAAGGGCGAAGGAGGAACGAUCUUCGGGUGCGAGGAGGGGGGGGGGGGGGGUGCACUACGGAGUGCCGACUACGACCUGAAGGUCUACGGGCUAGAGGACAAGCACAUGUACGUGGUGGAUGGAAGAGGGAAGCCGAGGGAGAUGGAGUGGAUAAACUGGGUGCAGGGACUGAUCGUGGCGUGGUUGAGCAAGAGGGACGCGGAGGUUGUCAGCAAGGCGCCGAGGAUCUACGGGGGGGCGUUCCGCCCCCUUGUUCUUUCUGCGGGCGGGUUGAUGAGUGAGGAGACGGCUGUGGAUUGGCGAAGUUAG
Messenger RNA from Cryptococcus amylolentus CBS 6039, 435 nucleotides. RefSeq lists its product as hypothetical. The coding region runs from base 1 to 435 and encodes 144 amino acids. NCBI's taxonomy places the organism in Eukaryota, Fungi, Basidiomycota, Tremellomycetes, Tremellales, Cryptococcaceae. The record is from RefSeq and is a predicted model, not a curated record. The transcript has a single exon.